AUGUCCGCAUUGCUGGUGGGUUAUAUCUAUGCCUUUCCGGUGAAACCCAUGCAGCGGAGUUCUGUUGAUGUCAAAGACAGUUGCCUCAACUUAUUUGACUGUUCUCUCGGCUGUGACCAUUUCGAGUUUGGCGCAUCCAGUGAUGAAGAGGUUAAGACCUCGCUGCGUGUCUGCCUCACUUAUGACGUCCAGUGUGCCCUCGUCAAAGAGGAGCAGGUUGCCAGCUGCUCGGUAGUUGAUAUUGAUUCCUCGCCGAUCAACACGGAAGAUGCUUGUUAG
Dibothriocephalus latus is the source of this 279-nucleotide messenger RNA. Lineage: Eukaryota; Metazoa; Platyhelminthes; Cestoda; Diphyllobothriidea; Diphyllobothriidae. The record is from the annotation of a GenBank genome assembly.